Molecule: messenger RNA, 1282 nt
Organism: Panicum virgatum (switchgrass)
Lineage: Eukaryota; Viridiplantae; Streptophyta; Magnoliopsida; Poales; Poaceae
Exons: 4
Coding region: 109-1104 (331 amino acids)
Source: RefSeq, a predicted model, not a curated record
GUCCGACCACCACUACUUUCCCUUCACGCUUCCUCACCUUUGGCAGCUGCCUUCAACCUCGGUAGCUGAACAAGCCAAGCAGCAGCAGCAGCUAGAUAGUGAUCCUCCAUGGGAAACACCGGCCUCGGCGUUGGCCUCGGCCUUGGCCUUUGCGCCGGCGCCGGCGUCUUGAUGCAGGCUGCUGGUCCAAACAUGGAACACCUGAAGAGGAACACUGAAGCAUCUGUUAACAGAGUGGUGGCUCCUCAGCGUCAGCACAACACUGAGGACAUCGACGAGUCGUCAGCCGAGGAGCUGCGCGACGCGAUGAGCUACGCCAAAGAGAACCCGAUGCUGAUCCAGGUUCCGGUGUUAGGAACGGCGAGGAAAUUCUGGAGAUUAUCUGACAAAGCGACUAGGAUCAGCAGAAAACUUGCUUUGAUACUGAGGAGCCUGCACUCAAAUGGCAGGUACCUCACUGCACCUCUGAAGGUGUCCAACGUUUUCAUUGGGAGCAGUGGGAGUGUAAAGCUCAGGGGUGUUAGUGUCUCUGCAAAAGGCUUCAUCAGCAUUGAGCGUGUCAGAGAUGACUACAAGCACCUGUUCAAGGUCCUAAUUUCGUUGAUUCAAACCUCGGGUGGGGAUAUCGCCAAUUUGCCUCCGGACUACAGGGAAUUCCUUAUGCUCAUGGGGAGGGGCACCUUCACAAUGCAAGAUGAAUUCCUGAUUGUAAACCAUGUUGCGCUGCUGCCCAUGGAAAACCGGACUGAGGUUUUCCUGAUGCUACACGAUAGAAUUGUCAAUUAUCUUGGUCGUACGGACCCAGCAAAGAAGAAGAGGAUACUCCGUAAUCUCCCCUACAAGAAGGACUGGUUGGACACUGCCAGAGCAAAUGCAGAAAUCAACCAGUGGGUUGUCAGCAAUGUUCAGAAAGAGUAUAGGAGGAAUCCGAAUGAUCUACUGCGGCUCAACAGAAAUGUAAGAUGCCACCCGCAUGAGUACAACAACGACGACAUUGAGGAGACUCUGUAUUGUGAAUGGCCCGAGCUGCUCAUGGCCAUGGAGAAGAUGUUACACUCGGUAGGUGAGCUCGUGGACACUGGCAUUGCAAACAAGUUCGGCUAGCCGUCCUAGUGCAAAACCGAUGUAUUCUGCGUUUCCUGCUAUCGUCAAUCUUCAGUGAGAAGGUUUAUGGUGAUGGAUCAGCUAUAUAAGACUAUGCUGUAAAAUGCUUCCUUGAAACUCAAACUAUGCUAUAAUUGUCAUUGAGUUUGCAUUGACUUUUUAAUCUUGGUUUCUUUAA